Peniophora sp. CBMAI 1063 is the source of this 1698-nucleotide messenger RNA. The record is from the annotation of a GenBank genome assembly. NCBI's taxonomy places the organism in Eukaryota, Fungi, Basidiomycota, Agaricomycetes, Russulales, Peniophoraceae.
AUGAGCCCCCAACCGAAUAACACCAACACCAAUCAAGGUGCCACAGACGUGGCGCCACUAUCCGGUCACCCUCCGCCACCACUGUCCUCGUCGUCGGCCACUUCCUCCCAAGACCUGGACGUCCAACAUCCCUCACCACGGGUUGCCAGGCUAGACAAGAUGCGUGGCGACCGCCCGGAACGGAGUAUCCGAGCUACACGAAGAGACGCUCUGACGACGGAAAGCGCCUCGUCGCCGGUUGGAUCCGACCAUAGCCGUGCGCACACGCCCGCAACACGCUACCGGGACGUCGCGACGUCGCCUGCACCGCCCGAGCCUCUGCCGUCGCUGCAGGCGCUGGGACUGAUGGAGCGCAGGGGCGACUCUACGUCGGCGACGCCCGUGCCUGUCAAGCGUGAGCGCACUGAUUCGCCGGCGUUUGCCGGGGGACCAUCAGCCAAGGGCCACACCCACCCGCGCUUCCGCAACAGGCAGUACGACGUCUCGCUCCGCACCCAGCUGGCCGGCUCGGACGACGAGGACGAGCGCAGUGAGGGCGACGAUAACGCGUACAGGUAUCGCUUGCACACGCCAGACGAUCCCAGCCCGGCCAGCACCUACGCCACAAGUUUCAACGGCAUCUAUUCCAGCGCCGCUUCAUCAUGCUCCGAUGUCGCUCCGGCCAACGUCCGCUCCACCAGCCCACUAACCCAGCUCUCCUCGACGCCCCCGCGCACGCCUUCGCCGGAUGGGCUCCAGCCAGCUCGAGCUCACACGUUAGUCUAUCCCCGCAGUCGCGUAGACGACGACUGCGAGAUGGAUGACAUUGAUGACGAGGAAGAGCAGCAGCUCGAUGCUCGACUCAUGCCCAUGACCAUGCCUACUCGGAUAGAGCAGCACGUCCAUCCACACAUGCAGCCCUACCAACAUCCGUAUCAAUACCCGUAUUCGCCUCAGGUCCCGAUCCCGCGGCCGCAAGUGGCGACGAAAAUCGAGCCGCCGCCACCUUCCCAUCACGGCGGAGUGAUCGGGCCGCUGCCCGGUGGCGCACCUGAUGGCGACCCCGCCGGCUUCGUCGUGUGCCGAUGGGGCGAUUGCGGCGCGCUGUUUGAGCGGCCGUCGCCACCCAAUUCGACUCGGAAGAGCUAUCAGCCGAAUAAUACCACGCACUACGCCGUCAUUGGCCAUUUCAAGGCUGCUCAUGGCGUCGACUUUGGCACCAGCAAUGCGAAGUACCAAUGCGGAUGGCACGGAUGUGGGAAGAGCAUGAUGGGCAAGAGCUUUACGAGGCAUUUGCUGGAUGCGCAUAUGCACCUGGAGCAACAUCGCUGCGAUGCGUGCGGGCUGGCGUUCUCAAGACAGGAUGCACUGACGAGGCAUUUCGCGAAGUGCAAGGGUGUUGUCACGUCCGCCAUGCGCAAUGGUUCGAAGCGGACAGGGAGGCCGCCCACAACGCCGUUCGAGGGCAAGCCUGUGGGCACAGCUUCAACGAUGCCGUCUCCUUCCCCGCAACAACCGCAGGAGAUGUACCCGCAGGAGACGUACGCGCCGGAAAUGUACACGCCAAUGCAGAUGCACACGCCGAUACCAAUACAGACGCCGACGACGCAAGAGCUCGUCCGUCAGUCCAGCUUCUCUCGCGACUCAUCCGAGGAGCCGCUUUCGCAGGUGCUCAAGCGCGGGCGGGUGAACAAGCUCAAGGGACAUCUCACAGUAUAG